AUGCAUCAAGUUUUUAAGGAGUGGUGUAUUAAAAACCACUACAAAGCUGCCUCUAGAGGGACAUUUUCGAAGAUACUGACAAACGAAAAUAUCGGCAUUCAUCUUCCGCGCAAAGACCAGAGUCGCAUGUGUUGCAGUUAUAAAACGGGUAACAUUUCGAAAGAAGAAUACGAAAGCCAUAUUGCGAAGAAAACUGAGGCCCGUGAAGCCAAAAAGAAUUUCAUAGAAAGUGCAAACGAAAAGGAUGUGGUUAUAACAGUCGACGUUCACAGUGUUUUGCUCGCCCCAAAGCUAUUGGCUAGUGCAUUGUACUACAAAUUAAAAUUACAAUGUCAUAACUUUACGGUUUAUAACGUGUUAUCCAAAGAUGUGAAAAUUUACUUUUGGCACGAAGCAGAUGGUAAUGUAACUGCUAAGGAAUUCACAUUUUGUUUAAUAGACUACUGUCUACAGAUGUCUGUUCUGAUGGAUGCGGACACC
Brenthis ino (lesser marbled fritillary) is the source of this 480-nucleotide messenger RNA. The record is from the annotation of a GenBank genome assembly. Lineage: Eukaryota; Metazoa; Arthropoda; Insecta; Lepidoptera; Nymphalidae.